Prorocentrum cordatum is the source of this 1012-nucleotide messenger RNA. NCBI's taxonomy places the organism in Eukaryota, Dinophyceae, Prorocentrales, Prorocentraceae. The record is from the annotation of a GenBank genome assembly.
CCAGUCCAUUUUGGCGCAAGAGCUUGGCUGGCUCGAGCCGUCCGCUCCGCUGCGCCGCGCUCUGUCGCGAGAGCUUGCGUGGCAGCCCUCCGGAUGCUGCGAGUCACGCUCGUCGCCUGCCUCGGCUUCGCCGCUGCACAGACCGACACACCGCUGCACACUGCAGCCCGCGCGGACGACGCUGGAAAGGUCGAGGCGCUGAUCGCCGAGGCUGCCGAGCUCAAUGCUCUGGGCCAAGGAGGCCAGACGCCGCUCAUGGCCGCGGUUCUCGGAGGUGCGACAAAUGCCGUCAAGGUGCUCCUCGCAAAGGGAGCAGACACGUCUGUCGGCGAAAAGGACGGGUACACGCCCUUCCACGGCGCCGGCUUCCAGGGCCGCGCCGAGAUCGCGAAGCUCCUGAAGGCCCAUGGCCUGGACCCGCUGGACACGCACAGCGAUGGCUACAUUGGCAUGCACCGCGCUUGCUGGGGUAAGGAGCAGCGUCACACGGACACCGUCCGCGCCUUCCUCAAGAUGGGUGUUGACGCAGAGUACAAGGCUGGAAACGGCAAAACCUGUCUGGAAAUGACAUCCAAUGCGGCCACAAAGGACUUUGUUCAGGGCUGGAUUGACCGGAAGAAGAAGAAGAAGGCCGCGGAACUCUGAGGUGAUCUUUCGUUGCGCAUCCCUUUGGAUUAAUUUAGGUGUUACUUCUUGGCAGUGUGAUGUGUGUCAGGCAUGGCUGAAUCGUGCCGUUUUGACGCUUGCCGCUACGGCAGGUGAGGGGGUCUCCGAAGGUGGCUGUUGGAUCAGACAUCGAAAUCGUCUCGUCCAACCCUCUCUUCUUAUCCGAGGUGCUCAUUCUCCACAAGGGUCCCUACGAGGCGUGAUGUGGCCGGGCGAGAAGCGAGUUCCUGGGACGGGGUCGCGAGGUCGUGGGGGGCACGCAGUGGAGAUAACACACCGUCGGAUGUUUGAACCCCGUGCAUCUUUGGCAGGACGAGGUCCGUCCAGUGGCAAUCGUCGCGGGCGG